GCUCCAGAGAGGAAGUGUGAAUACACAGACGGAGACACAGCACUGAGUGCAGAUAUGCUGAAGUCGGGGUGUGUGGUCACGACCCUGCUCUUUUUUGUAAAAGAACUGAAGGAGCUGAAGAGAAUAUAAGAGCUCCAGAGAGGAAGUGUGAAUACACAGACGGAGACACAGCACUGAGUGCAGAUAUGCUGAAGUCGGGGUGUGUAGUCGUGACCCUGCUCUUUUUUGUAAAAGGUUCCCUUUCACAGCUGGAUAUAUGUGGUCUUGCACCUUUAAAUGACCGUAUUGUGGGGGGACAGAAUGCCCCAGAAGGGUCGUGGCCAUGGCAGGUUAGUCUGCAAAAAUAUGGCAGCCAUUUCUGUGGAGGAAGCCUCAUCAACAAAGACUGGGUUAUGACCGCAGCACACUGUUUCUCCAGCACUCGCACUUUCGGCCUGGUUGUGUAUUUGGGGAAACAGACUUUAAUUGGCUCCAAUCCGUAUGAGGUCUCCAGAGGUGUUUCAAAGAUCAUUCGUCACCCCAAGUACAAUGGCUUCACCAAUGACAAUGACAUCACUCUGCUGCGUCUGAACAGUGCUGUGACCUUCACAGACUACAUCAGACCAGUGUGCCUGGCCGGACAAGAGAGUAAUUUUCCUUAUGGCACCAGCUGCUGGAUCACAGGCUGGGGAAACAUUGCCUCUGGAGUGUGGUUGCUAUCUCCUGGUGUGCUGCAAGAAGCAGAAGUGCCUGUUGUUGACAGAAUUCAGUGUGAUAGUAUGCUGGGACCUGGGCUCGUUACUGAAAACAUGAUCUGUGCUGGAGUACUAGAAGGAGGCACGGACACCUGCCAGGGGGAUUCUGGAGGUCCCAUGGUGACUAAGCAGGGUGCAGUCUGGAUUCAGGCUGGUAUCACUAGUUGGGGUAAGGGCUGUGCUCUGCCUGGAUUACCUGGAGUGUACACUCUGGUGUCCCAGUACCAGUCCUGGAUUUCCAGCACCAUCAAACAAAAUCUGCCUGGUUUUGUUACCUAUACCCCUACACCUUAGGACAAGGUACUACCACAGACGAAGAGGAAGACUCGAAGCAAUACUGCUGGUUUUGAACCCUUUCUGUUUACCUAUGCAUAAGGUUUAUGUUGUGACUGUGACCCACAUGGGCAGUAUUGCUUUCCCAAUGAUCUAAGAUGUUUGAUUAUGAUAUUUUUAAAUCAAUAAAUCAAUAUUUGUGAAUAAAGAUUUUUUAAUGACUAUAA
Pangasianodon hypophthalmus (striped catfish) is the source of this 1234-nucleotide messenger RNA. RefSeq names its product serine protease 27. NCBI's taxonomy places the organism in Eukaryota, Metazoa, Chordata, Actinopteri, Siluriformes, Pangasiidae. The record is from RefSeq and is a predicted model, not a curated record. Gene Ontology annotation, molecular function: serine-type endopeptidase activity. The coding region runs from base 186 to 1028 and encodes 280 amino acids. The transcript has 8 exons. Gene Ontology annotation, biological process: proteolysis.